AUGAGUAGCACCAUUAUUUGCAAAGUUGUGCUUUAUUCUGAUCUUGCCAGCGUUGACCUAACCAAGGAGGAAACAACUGGUGCCAUCAGUUCUAAAGGCAGCACACCUGAAAAUCUUCAGCAGGAAGAUGGCAGUGUGUUCUCUUUCAUCACCUGGAAUAUUGAUGGAUUGGAUCUAAAGAACCUGCCGGAGAGGGCUCGAGGGGUGUACUCCGCUAUAGCUCUGUACAGCCCAGAUGUGAUAUUUCUACAGGAAGUUAUCCCUCCAUAUUAUAGCUUCCUAAAGAAGAAAGCAAGUAGCUAUGAGAUUAUUACAGGUCGUGAUGAAGGAUAUUUCACAGCCAUAAUGUUGAAGAAAUCGAGAGUGAAAUUUAAAAGCCAAGAGAUUAUUCCUUUUCCAAAUACAAGAAUGAUGAGAAACCUUUUAUGUGUACAUGCAAGUAUAUCGGGAAAUGAACUUUUCCUUAUGACUUCGCAUCUGGAGAGCACUAGAGGGCAUGCUGAGGAACGAAUGAAUCAGUUUAAAAUGGUUUUAAAGAAAAUCGAAGAGGCUCCAGCGUCAACCACAGUUAUAUUUGCGGGUGAUACAAAUUUAAGGGACCAAGAAGUGACCAAAUGUGGUGGUUUACCCAGCAACAUUUCAGAUGUCUGGGAGUUUUUGGGCAAACCCAAGCAUUGCCGGUACACAUGGGAUACACAGAUGAACUCUAACCUGGGGAUCCGUGCUACCUGUAAGUAUCGUUUUGAUCGGAUACUUUACAGAGCAGCAGCAGACGGUGGCCACAUCAUUCCCCAGAGUUUAGAUCUCCUUGGACUGGAAAAACUGGACUGUGGCAGAUUUCCCAGUGAUCACUGGGGUCUUCUGUGCACCUUAGAUGUAAUACUGUGAAAUGCCUUUCAAAUACAAGCCUUAGAUGGUCUGAGUAGUUUUAUGCUGGAGAUUUGCAAAUCUAAUUUCUUCCUGUCUGGAAAGUCAGGUUUAAUGUGGAGGAAUUAAUAUACUGGACCAUUAGAAGAAAAAA
This is a messenger RNA of Miniopterus natalensis, 1021 nucleotides long. Lineage: Eukaryota; Metazoa; Chordata; Mammalia; Chiroptera; Miniopteridae. The record is from RefSeq and is a predicted model, not a curated record.